CUCUUUCUGACUGGCAUGAAGAACUUGAGCAGAAACUCAUUGCUGGCUUCCGCCCUGUGUGACCUGUGUGUGGUUCUCCCCCAUCCUCUCCCAGGACACAAAGACUAUACCUAUUGGCUGGUCUGAAAAAUCAUGACCAUGGAGACUCUCCCUAAGACCCUGGAGGCUGAUGAGAAGUUUCCAGAAUCCAAAGACCUGCUUCCCAGUCAGACUGCCAGUUCCCUUUGCAUCAGUUCCAGAAGUGAGUCAGUCUGGACCACCACCCCCAGGAGUAAUUGGGAAAUCUACCGCAAACCCAUCAUCAUCAUGUCCACUGGCGGUACCAUCCUUCUCUUUGGGUUGGUCAUCACCUUCUUGGCUUACACCCUGAAUUUAGGUGAUAAGAGUCGUAGCAUUAUUAAGAUGAUAGGUCCUGCCUUCCUGUCCCUGGGACUCAUGAUGCUGGUGUGUGGGCUGGUUUGGGUGCCCAUCAUCAAGAAGAAACAGAAGCAGAGACAGAAGUCCAGUUUCUUUCAGAGUCUCAAAUCCUUCCUGAAUUGCUAAUAGCAGCCUUCCCAUCACCCUGCCACCUGCACCAGGAGAAAGAUAACUGAUGGCCAACAUGUAACAUCGCCAUCUCCUUGGCCGUGAAGCUUUUCCCUAGAAAUGGAUUCAAUUAAAGCAUUUAUCUCAACCUGUGGAAAAGCUGAGGGCUAUACCCUUCCUGGAACUGGGCACAUUGCUGAUAUAGCUCAGACUCUGUUAUAGCUAAAGUUUCCCUGGCAUCUUGGCCAUGGUCAGCCCCUUCCAUGCCUGUUUCCUACUUACGCAUCCAAGCAUUACUCAUUUAACUCUUUGCCCAUCACUCUGCAUGUUCGGAAGUCCUUUGUAGUGGACUAUGAUCCAAAGAGAGCCU
Messenger RNA from Sorex araneus (European shrew), 895 nucleotides. It is a transcript of the gene PIRT, whose product is annotated as phosphoinositide interacting regulator of transient receptor potential channels. Lineage: Eukaryota; Metazoa; Chordata; Mammalia; Eulipotyphla; Soricidae. The transcript is spliced from 2 exons. Gene Ontology annotation, biological process: positive regulation of cation channel activity; phosphatidylinositol-mediated signaling. Gene Ontology annotation, molecular function: transmembrane transporter binding; phosphatidylinositol bisphosphate binding. The coding region runs from base 133 to 543 and encodes 136 amino acids. The record is from RefSeq and is a predicted model, not a curated record.